GCCAGCGCCGGGAGCCCCCCGCCCCCGGCGCAGGCCGAGGCCGUGCAGUCGCCGCCCGCCCCCGCGGCCUGGCCGGACAGCGUCUGGCCCGGCUCCCCGCAGCGCGCCGCCACGCCCUCGGGCGCCGGCGGGCAGACGCCGCCCCUGGGCUGGCCCGGCGCCCGCGGCGGCGCGGGCCUC
Messenger RNA from Prorocentrum cordatum, 180 nucleotides. The record is from the annotation of a GenBank genome assembly. NCBI's taxonomy places the organism in Eukaryota, Dinophyceae, Prorocentrales, Prorocentraceae.